GUGUCCUGCGCAGCGAUGGGGACCGGGGGGAUGCCGGGGGCCGGGAGGUGCUGGGCUGGGGCUGUGCUGGUGACACUGGCGGUGCUGGGACCCCACGUGGCUCGUUGCACGGAGCCCCCAGAGCACUUCCUCUACCAGGUCAAGUCGGACUGUCUCUACACCAACGGCACCCAGCGCGUGAGGCUUCUGGAGAGGUACGUCUGGAACCAGCAGGACUACGCUCACUUCGACAGCGACCUGGGUGUGCAUGUGGCCGACACGGAGCUGGGGGAGCCUACCGCCAAGUACUGGAACAGCCAGAAGGAGUGGAUGGAGUACCAACGGGGCUCAGUGGACACGUUCUGCCGACACAACUACGGGGUGUUGGAGCGAGGCCACGUGAUCGGCCGCAGCGUGAAGCCCAAGGUGAAAGUCUCCCCAACAAAAUCAGGGGCCCAGGCCCACCCAGACACACUGAUUUGCUCCGUGACGGGGUUUUACCCCGGCGGGAUCGAGGUCAAGUGGUUGAAGAACGGGCAGGAGCAGACGGCCGGAGUGGUGUCCACGGAGCUGAUGCAGAACGGAGACUGGACCUUCCAGAUCCUGGUGAUGCUGGAAAUGACCCCCCGGAGCGGGGACGUCUACACCUGCCAGGUGGAGCACAGCAGCCUGCCGGGCCCCGUCACCGUGCUCUGGGAGGAGCAGUCAGACUCGGCCAGGAGCAAGAUGCUGACGGGGGUCGGGGGCUUUGUGCUGGGGCUGAUCUUGCUGGUGCUGGGACUCCUCGUCUACCUGAGGAACAAGAAAGGCCGCCCCGUUCCCCAGCCAACAGGGCUCCUCAGUUAGAUCCUGCAGCUUUGGGGCCUGCAUUUCCCAGCGUGAUUCUCCAGCCCCGUCUCCUGGCACCUGUCCCUGUAUCUGGAGCUCUUCUCACUUUCUCUCUGUCCUCACCUGGAUACGACUCCUCAGAAUUAACCCUUUAUCUGCCUAAGCCUGCACCACAUCAGCACUCAGAAAUGCUACUGCUUUUUGGGGAACCUUCAGGGGUCUCUGAUCUAAGACACGGGGAGCUGUAACAAGGCCAUUUCCAGCAGUUGUCACAGCCCUUUGUAAUGAGACUCCCGUGGGGACUCAACUUAAGCUAACAUGCCCUAGAAAGGACCAGUAUCACCCUCAGCCUGAGCAGUGGAAACAUGUUCUUAAGAAAGGACAGGACGGAGGAGCCCAGUGAUACCCAGGGAACACGUGCUCUACCCUUGGGCCAGGGUGGUUCUGUGGGGUCUCUGAGCUUCUAAUUGAGAUCUGGUAAGUCUGGCCUGGGGUCCCAGGGUGUCCCGUGGAGCUGUUGGAGAGAAGCAGGUGGGGGUUGAAUCGGGUACAUUGAAACAUGUGCUGGAGCUUGUGCUGUUGUAAUUGCUCCUGCUACUGCUCUGGAUCAUUCCUUGGGGACUGGAAAGGAGCAGGUUUCUGUCCUGCUGGGGGUGAUGGGGUUUCUGACCAAUAACUUGUCUCACCAGUGUCUGUGGUGUGUUGAGCCCUCCCUUUUCAGACCUCCAUUUCCCUGGGUCUGUUUCUGAAGCCGUGUGGGUUUACAGCCCUGUGUAGCAAAGUCAGGCUCCCCCACGCUCUCCUAACUGCAGCUGGUGUUUCCCUCACCUCGUGGCUGCCACGCUUCUUUCAAUGGUGGGAGUUGCAAUCAGGAAUCAAAUGGCAGUGAAGCUGUGACAGAGGCUGACCUUGGGGGUGCCACCAAUCCUGCUGUGAUUCACAGGCCUCACUUCAAGUCACCUUUGGUGCCUUCCCCCUGGGCUCACCCCACAGCUCUGCACAGGCUGUGCUCGGCUCCCCAUCAGCAGGUGCCAGCAGAGGCCGUCCCUGGGCCCUGCCCUGAGGGCUCUCUGCUGGCUUUGGAGGACAUCAGCUACUGAGAGUGUGAGCAUGUGAAGGUGCUGAACAUGCAGGUGACAAUCUCUGGUUCUUGUUCCUUGAACCCGCUAAUGGUAAUACAGGUCUCAUGUCCCUGCAUGGUCACAAUAUAGUCUGUGCUGUCCAGCCUCGCAGCUCUUUCCCAUUCUUCUGGCUGUGCGUGUUGGUUUCUGAGUGUCCUUGGACAUCAUGAGCAUGGCUUGUCCCUUACUGAUGGUCUGCGAAAGGGGAGAUCAGAUCCAAGCACUUGGGACAUUCUGUUGUGGAGAAGGGGACCUGCCAUUUCUAGCACAAAUGAGGUGAAGGGUGUGAUUCCCUAAUUUGGCAAACUUUCCUCUGCUGUGAUCAGGCACUGACUGAAUGAGUCCAGUGCAGCUGAGGCACUUUGCACUGAAGUGCUGGUGUGAGGGCUCCCCAGGGUGUCACACAAAGGAUGGUACUCUGGGCUGGUGGAGCACCUCUGAGCUAGAGGUGAGGGCAGGUAUAAUGCGGGGGCUUUUAGGAACUGGGGAAACUCAUUGCAGAGAGAUGUGCCUAGAGCUGCGCUGAGACUUGUGCCCCGGAAGAGCAAGGGCCAUGUCCCAUCCUUCAGCUCCAAGUUGGCGGUCCAGGGGGUCUCCCACACACACUCUGGAGACCCCAGGAUGAGGAAUUUCUUGAGGGCUGAGGUCCCCAUCCAGGCCUGAAUCCACACAGCCCUCAUGUAUAGUGCCCCUCAGGGGCUAGCCCAGGUCCAGGUCUCUUCCCCCAGGGGCAGAGGGCCCCAUAGCCAAGUCAGGCAGUCUCCAGCCCCUUAACUGCAGCUGAUGCCUCCUCCCUCCCCAUGGCUGCCAUAAUUUCAUAGUUUCAUAGUUGGUAGGGUCGGAAGGGACCUGAGGAUAUCAGCAAGUCCGACCCCCUGCUAUGGGCAGGAACGGAUGCUGGGGUCAAACGACCCCGGCAAGGUGUUCAUCCAGCCUCCUUUUGAGAACCCCCAGGGUAAGAGCGAGCACCACUUCUCUUGGAAGUUGGUUCCAGGUCCUAGUUGCCCUGACAGCAAAGUAGCACCUGCUGAUAUCUAGCCUGAAUCUGCUCUCAGUCAACUUCUGGCCGUUAUUCCUUGUUACUCCCAGCAGUGCUCAGGGGAACAGGGACUCCCCCAGUGCCUGCUGGUCCCCCUUGGCCAGUUUAUAGACAGCCACCAGAUCGCCUCUUAGCCUUCUCCUGUGGAGGCUGAACAGGUUCAGGUCCCGUAGCCUCUCCUCGUAGGGCCUGCCUUGGUGCCCCCAGAUCAUGCGGGUGGCCUCCUCUGGACCCUCUCCAUGUUGUCCACAUCCCUCCUGAAGUGCAGUGCCCAGAACUGGACGCAGUACUCCACCUGCGGCCUGACCAGUGUCGUAUAGAGGGGGAGGAUCACCUCCUUGGGCCUGCUUGAGAUGCAUCUGUGGAUGCAUGACAAGAUGAGGUUGGCCUUCCUGACCGCAUCCCCACACUGUCGGCCCAUGUUCAUUUUGGCAUCAAUAAUGACUCCAAGAUCCUUUUCUGCCUCUGCACUGAUGAGAAGGGAGUUCCCCAGCCUGUAGGUGUGCCACUGGCUCUUCCUCCCCAGGUGCAGUACCCUGCAAUUGUCAGUGUUGAAACCCAUCCUGUUCUCAUCCACCCACGCCUGUAACCUGUCUAGAUCUGAUUGCAGCCUAUUGCUCCUUUUUAGUGUGCCCACUUCUCCCCACAUCUUAGUGCUAUCUGCAGAUUUGAACAAGGUGCUUUCCACCCCCUCGUCCAAGUUGCUGAUGAAGAUGUUGAACAGUGCGGGCCCGAGGACCGAGCCCUGAGGGACCCCACUGCCCACAUCCCUCCAUGUCGAAAGUGACCUGUCCACCACCACUCUCUGGGUGUGGCCCUCCAGCCAAUUGGUGACCCAUCUGACUGUGUAGGCAUUGACACCGCAAUCUCCUAUUUUUUAACAAGAAUGGGGCAAGAGACAGGGUCGAAGGCCUUCCUAAAGUCCAGAAAGACUAUGUCCAUCGUGACACCUGCAUCCAAGGAUCUUGUGACCUGGUCAUAGAAGGCCACCAGGUUGGUCUGACAGGACCUGCCCCUAAUGAACGCAUGCAGGUUGCCCCUAAGCAUAACCUCUCCUGCUUGCCCCUCGCAGAUGUGCACCUGGAUAAUUUUCUCAAAGAGCUUCCCCAAGACCAAGGUAAGACUAACAGGCCGAUAAUUUCCUGGGUCCUUCUUGCUCCCUUUUUUGAAACUGGGGACCACAUUGGCCCUUUUCCAGUCCUCUGACAUCUCACCGGAGAACCAUGAGUGCUCGUAAAGCCGUGCCAGGGGUCCCACAAUGACCUCUGCUAAUUCCCUCAGCACUCUGGGGUGGAGAUCAUCAGGACCUGCUGAUUUGAACACAUCCAGUCCUUCCAGAAGUUCCCUAAGUCCUCUCUGACCCUGGGCCUGGCUGCGCCUCCCCUGAAGCCAUUGGGGGUCCCGGUGGUGGGGAUGACCUGGUCCCUGCUCAGAAAAAUGGAGGCAAAGAAAUUGUUAAAUAAGUUAGCUUUGUCAUCUGGUGUGACCACCAGAUUUCCAAGCGUAUCCUUCACAGGCCCCACAUUACCCUGUACCUUCUUUUUACCCCCUUCAUAUUUAAAAAAGGACUUCUUGUCGUCCUUGAUCCAGGUCGCUAGUCCCAGUCCCAUCUUCGCCUUGGCCUUCCUGACCGCCCCCCUGCUGCCCCGAGCAACUGAGGUGUAGUCCUCCCUGGUGAUGGCCCCUCCCUGCCAUUGGGUGUUCGCCUCCUUCUUAGCUAGGAGACAUUUCUGGAUGCUUUUGGUGAGCCAUGGGGGCUUUUGAGCACUCUUGUCCCCUUUGAUCCAUGUUGGGAUUGCCACCCUUUGGGCUUGGAGGAUCGUCUCCUUCAGGAACGACCACUCUUCUUGGACUCCCAACUCCCCACCCCUCCGGGACCUCAGUGCCUCCCCGACUAGUCUCCUUAGGUCAAUGAAAUCCACCCUCCUGAAGUCCAGGGCUGCUGCCUUGCUGCAGGCCUUUGCCACCCUGUGCUGGAUGGUGAAUCCCAGGAGGCGAUGAUCACUGUCGCCCAGGUGGUCGAGCACCCACAGACCCCUCACCAGGUCGUCGCCCGUGGCCAGGUCCAAGUCUAAAAAGGCAUUUCACCUGGUGGGGCUGUGCAACUCCUGGGUUAGGGGGAGGUCCUGUAACAUGGCUAGGAAACUAUGUGAGUGGUCAGACCUGGCUGACUGCUCUUCCAAGAACAUUUCUGGAUCUAUUAAGUCACCCAUGAUGACCACGUCUUUUGACUUUACUGGCUCCGCGAGCUGACCUGAGAAUUCCCAAUCCAGCUCUUCUCCCUGGUUGGGAGGUCUGUAGCAGACCCCCACCGUCAAGUCCCUUUCCCCCCGACCCCCUUGUAUUCUGACCCAGAGCACUUCAGUCUGCCCCUCCUCUGACCCAGUGCUGCUUGUUAGGGAUGUGAAUUGCUCUUUGAUGUAGAGCGCCACACCCCCACCUUUUCUCCCUCUACUUUCCCUCCUGUACAGCCUAUAGCCCCUGAUGAUCACCGCCCAGUCGUGUGUUGGAUCCCACCAUGUUUCAUUGAGCCCCACUAUGUCUGUGUUUGUGGUAGCUAGCAGGAGGGCAAAUUCCUCCUCCUUGUUCCCCAAUAAUACGAGCAUUAUUGUAUAGGCAAUGAAGGCCUCCUGAAGGUGUAUGCACUGCCCCUCUAAUCCCAGGACUAUCCAGGUCUCUAACCUAGGUCGUCCAAACCAAUAACUAAGAAUUAAAUAGUGCAGGCCCAAGGACUGAGCCCUGGGGGACUCCGCUGCCCACUUCCCCCCAGGUUGAAUAUGACCCAUCCACCACCACCCUCUGAGUACGACCCUUCAGCCAAUUUGCAAUCCAUCUGACUGUGUAGACAUUGAUGCCACAGUCACCUAGUUUUUUAAUGAGGAUGGGGUGGGAGACAGUGUCAAAGGCCUUGCUGAAGUCCAGAAAGACUACAUCCAUGUCGACACCUGUAUCCAAUGCUUUUGUGCCCUGAUCGUAAAAGGCAAUCAGGUUCGUAUGACAUGACCUGCCCCUAAUGAAACCGUGCUGGUUGCCCUUGAGCAUCAUCCCUGAUGCCGGCCCAUCACAGAUCAUUCAUUAGUGCACACAUGAAUUAGUACCAUGGGGUAGUAAUCAGUGGGCUGGAUAAUGGCCAGGAUCAUCUCAGUCACAUCCUGAAUCCUCGCUCUGGGCAGAUAGGAGCCCUCAUGUGUCAAGGGGUCCUGGUGACAGAUGGGAUCCUCUGUACCUCUCAGGAUGGAGUCGCCUAUGAUGAGCACUCAGUGUCUCUUGUUCCAGGUCAAAUUGCCUCCUUCAGUCUGUUCAGUGCAUGGAGUGGCCUCCUCUCCAGAGGUUUCCUCCUCUCCUUCCUCCUCCUCCUCCAGUGUAGCCAGGGCCUCAUACCUGUUCUCCAGCUGGACUGGGGGAACUGGUAUUGCACCAUUGUGACCAGCCCUGGCUCUGGAGGGAACUGUCUGCCAUUCUGCUGUGGAGGGCAUCUCCCGGGGUGCUUCUCCCUUUGGUGCUUGGCCCUGCAGGGAAAGGAAAUACCUAUCAAUUUUGACCUCUGCUUCUCUGAUCCCCCUCAGCCUGCUAACAUCCUCCUGGAGCUCCCUCACCUGCCCCUCCAAGGCCCUAAGAUGGGCACUUGCAGGACAGGUGUGGGGGCCCCCCUUCCCUGCCCUGCCCCAGCCCCCCUGGGAACCAUAUUCCUUUUGUCAGUGAUGGGCAGUGCAGGGGGGAAACAUUGGCAAUCAGAAAUCCACCGUGAUUGAAGUGCUGGCAGGGGCUGACUUGAGGGUGGAGGGGCCACCAAUUCCUGCCAUGAUUCACACAAGGAACCAGGGGCAAUGCCUAGGGGAUGCACACAGGUGCACAUGCACCCCUGAACGUGGCAGUGCAUCCCCGGUGGCAUCUGAAGGAGCUCCCAUCUUACUGCCAUCAUGCUCAGCUUGUGACGUAACCCAGCUUGUUCUCAGUGUUCAGAGAGGAGACAGCAGAGAGUAGUUUGGGGCUGAAGGACUCCUCUGAAGGUGUGAGGGCUCCUCAGAGAGUGUCACAAAGGAUGGUAAUAUGGGAGCAUGGGGCAUCUCUAAGCUGAAGGAGACAACAAGGGUAGUGCCAGGGCUGCUAUGAUCCAGGGGAGCCUUUCACAUAAGAUACCAACUAGAGCCCAAGGGCUGGGCUGGGAGAUGUAACCCAGGACAGUACUUCCUUGUGGGCCAGGCAAUGUGCCCCCAAGAUGAGGAUAGCCCCUCCCUCACUGCCCCUCAUGUCACUGGACCAUGUGCCCCAUCCUGUCUUGCAGCUGCAAGGUGCUGGCAUCACUCCAUCACUCACAGGCUGGAGGUAGUGGGUCUCCCAUGCCCAUGGUGGGGACCCCAGGACCCAGAGAGUUGCAGAAAUGUCCCAUGUGGAGGGGUCCCCAUCCAGUCCUUCACUAAUCAUGAGGCUGGGGCACCGUUGUAGCUGGUUACAGGGUGAUGGUGCUAAGGAUUUACACUGUGCACUCUCCUCCUGCCUUCCCAGGCAAGAGCAAGGGAGAAGCUUGAGUUGGGAAAGACCCAUCGUUCAGCUGCCAGAGAGGAGAUGACCAGCUCCCUGUUCAAUGCAAGUCUGAACCUGUACACUGGCAGCCACCCCAGCUGCCCUGCCCCUGGCACCCCUGAGACUGCAUGUUAGUGCCCCUCCCCGUGUUGACACGAAGGGUGGGGAAUGGGGACACUUGUCCUUUCCUGUCAUUUGAGGUCCAUUUCCAGUCUGGUCCCAGUGACGGAUGACUGUGAAACUCAAGCUAAGCUGGGCCUACUCACAAAAGUUAAAAUACAAAAUACUGACGACAGCUCCACAGUGCAAGAAGAUGUGAGGUUGUGGCUAGGCUGUCUGACAACAACCAAUGAGAUAUCCCUUUCUGCUUACCUUACUGUAUUCAUGAUGAGUUUAAGCAGGCUCCUGUUGUCUGGUAUGUGCAUGUAUAAAAUAUCUGUCUUUGAAUAAUUAGUGUGGUAAAUAUUUCUUUUGCAAAUCAUUAAUGUUUACGUGCAGGAAGAGUCAUUCUCCAUAUGUGCUAGAUGUUUCCUCCUGAUUUACUCUUGUUUUACCUUACUGGUUCCCUUAAUCUUCGGAGGACGAUUCCUCAAAACCUUGUGUUUUCCCUGGUUGUUAAUCAAUUACUUGAUAAUCCAAACUUAGUAGAUAUGGAUAACCUCUUGUCACUGAGGUGCCUUCUAGCUCUGGGGGGGCACACAGUGUGGGGGGGCGGAGCCCAGCGCACUCCCCAGCGGACCCGGAAAUGGACCAAAAGCGCUUCUGGUCCACUUCUGGGUGUGCUGCUGAGCUCACUGGGGACUUCCCCACGUUCUCAUAGGAUGGUCCCUCCACUCCAGCAUCUCAGCAUUCACGAGCCAUGCCUGGUACCUUGAGGUACAUAGAAAAAACAUUGAAAGCUGUGUCCAUGGCUGAAUCACUGAUUCUCUGAACCAACAUCAAAUCUUCAGAUUCGGAUUUGGCCGAAUUGAAUUGGAACAGUGAUCCAAAUCAAUGAAUCAAAUCACUGUUCCCAAUUUGAGCCAAAUCCAAAUCUCAAUUGAACAUGGCCUGUUUUGUACACCCCUAAUGCCCAUCCCUCGCAGCCAUUGCCACUCAACAUACCCUGCUCACAAGCCUGAGCCUUCUCUGCCUCCUGUCUCUGCCCUUCUUCUGCAUGAAACUUCUCCGUCUACAUCCCUGACCUGCUCCUGGGCCUGCUGAGACCACCACCACCCACUUCCCACUCCCUAAACCACCAGCCCCUAAUGCAUCCCUAAGGCUGUCUUGUCUUAACUCCUGGAAGUGCAGAGUCUCGCUCUGUCUGUUGCUGUCCCUAACAUCUUCUUUCACCACCAAGGGCUGCUGACCUCCUCUGCAAACUGUGCUGCCCAGUGCAGUAGUCUAGGAGCUGACCUUGCCUGUGAAGACUAAGGCAAAAAUGGCAUUGAGCACUUCAGACUUUUCUGCAUCUUCUGUUGAAAGGUUGCUGUAACAGGGAGCCCCCUUUGUACACUCCCCUUCUGGGCAUGGAUAUAACAGAAGCCCCUUCUUGCCUGCACCACCCCACCCUCUUUUGUGCAUUUCUUUUUCCUUCUAAGUAUUGGCAGAGACCUAGCACACUCAUUGCAUGGGUGUUGCAAGGCGCAGAGCAAGCCAAAAAGCUGAAGUGUCUUUCUGUAGGAGAACCCUACAAACUACAUUUAUAUCUCAGUUGGGCUAAGUGUCACUAAGGAAAAGAAAGAGCUGAAAUAUCCGCUUAAAAGGAAAGUGUAUAAGAGACAAGAAAAGCCAAAGUGCAUUGAACACAUGACUGUAAAUAUAUCCUGGUGAACGUGUUUCCUCUUUGAUUAAGACCUAUUUCCCAAAGCAAACUUCCUAUAUGCUAAAUCAGUCUACGUGACUGCAUCUAACCUAAUUCACUCACUGUCCCCAGUGGCCUUUGAUCCUCACUACCUCUUAUGGCAUUUUUAUAUAUUUCUCUCCGUGUAUUUUUAUAUUUCAUCUGUCUCAUCUGUGGCCUGGUGUUCUGUAUUUUAUAUUUUAUAUCUUUUAACUUCUAAUGAAUGUAUUCCUUAGAGUAAGUCAUACCUUGUAUUACUAAAAUGAUUAUUAUAAGAAUACAUUGGAAUUGUAAUCGCUGGACUUGUAUUGCUAUAUUGGGCUGGUCCCCUAAGUGAAUGGAGUAUAUAUGAGUCAGUAGAUAAUUGAAUGACAAAGCAAGAUCCUCUGGCUAUUAAUUGACAAUAGGGUAGCCAGAGGGACUUACCAUUACAAAACUCUACUCUACAAGUCAUUUUAAGCUAAUCAAACCACCUGAACCCUGCAAGGACACGGCCAUUAUGUCAAUCAAGUCAAGGGAGGACUCCCAAAACUGCACCAUCGGGUGGAACCCCCAGUGACUGUGACUGACAGCUGUCAUGCGCUACGCAAAUCCCACGUGGGACAGCAGCCUCUGGAAUGGGCUGCCAAGAUGAUGCUGGAGGAUCACAGCAGUCUGCCAGAAAGGGAUGAAAGGCAGUGAAGCGUGACCCUCAGUGGUGCCCUCUCAUCCAGCACCCGACCUAACGAGCCAGAAGGACAAGCAGGUGACCCCCUUCUGGAGAUGACAUUGCCUAGGAGGAAGCUGACCAUCGACAGCAGACACCAGUGCCCUGGAUAGGUAUAAACCAACAUCGGUGCUACGCUACUAUUGCAGCAAUAGUGUAUAUGAGUGUGUGUAAGUGUGGUCGGUGUGUGUUAAGGUGGCCAGUACCCCUCAUAACUCAAAGGUUGCAUUUAUGAUUUUAUUGGUAACUUCACGUGCUGUACAAUGAACUAGAAUUCAUGGUGA
Molecule: messenger RNA, 10303 nt
Organism: Alligator mississippiensis (American alligator)
Lineage: Eukaryota; Metazoa; Chordata; Crocodylia; Alligatoridae
Product: DLA class II histocompatibility antigen, DR-1 beta chain-like
Exons: 6
Coding region: 16-825 (269 amino acids)
Biological process (GO): antigen processing and presentation of exogenous peptide antigen via MHC class II; peptide antigen assembly with MHC class II protein complex; immunoglobulin production involved in immunoglobulin-mediated immune response
Cellular component (GO): MHC class II protein complex; membrane
Molecular function (GO): MHC class II protein complex binding
Source: RefSeq, a predicted model, not a curated record